Molecule: messenger RNA, 1647 nt
Organism: Tremella mesenterica DSM 1558
Lineage: Eukaryota; Fungi; Basidiomycota; Tremellomycetes; Tremellales; Tremellaceae
Exons: 5
Coding region: 1-1647 (548 amino acids)
Source: RefSeq, a predicted model, not a curated record
AUGUCACUCAAAGCUAGAAGACAAGUGAAUUUGAGUUUGGAAGUACCUCAAGCUCAACCGGAGAGUGCAGAUAGUAUGAAAACUCCUAAUCCUUUCAACCCACAAUUCCACAUAUCCACCAAUUCAAAGGAAACUCAAAUGGUCAUGACUCCUGAUACUCCUUACAUACCAUUAUCACCAUUUGGGAAACAAAAGAUACCAUGGACUGAGCAUCAAGAGGGUAUUUUACAAGCUUACCUCCAUCAAGCUACUCACGCUGGUGAAUGGGCUCCAGGAGAACUACCACCUUCUCAUAUCUUAGAUCAACUAUGUAAACAAGUAGUCACUAUAGAAUCACUUUCUUCACCUACAUGGCCCCAUGACUCAAGAUCAACUCGUGAACGUUUAUUCAACCUGGCAUUGAUAGAAUCAAGAAAUUCUGUUGGGGGUCAUAGAAAAUCGGAUAAAGAUGCUAUUGUUCCUGUUACUCUUACAUCGACCGAAAUGAAUGUUAGAAAUCAAAGACCAAGUUUGACCGUUUUGGGAAUACAAGGACAAGCUAGACAUCAAGAUAGUAUGGAUUUAUUACUUGGUCAAAAUUCGGAUGAAGAAGGUAUCGUUAUUGCACAAAGGUUGAGUAGUUCAUUACAAGAUACUACUGUUGGUAAUGGUGGUGUUUUACAUUCCAAAAAUGGAUUAUCUUCUCCCCUCGCAUUCACCUUCAACGUUAAUCUUUCAACUCUAUGUAAUCGUAGACCUUCAUACCCUUCUGUUCAUUCACCAUUACCACGUCCAUCACCUCUUUCACGUGGACCAUCAUUCACUUCUGCCGAUUUAUAUUCUUCUCAAGAAGAUCAAGAUCAAGAUGAUUCUUUGAAUUCUAUCUCUUCAAUGUCUUCCAUUUCUUCUAUCGAUGAAGAAAGCAAUAACAUUAAUCUUUCUCAAGAGAUCGAAUCAGAACCGGAAUUAGGUGGAGAAUCAGAUUCUCCAAUUUCAGAAGAUACACAAUUUUCUACAUCACCAAUUUCAUCUUCUAUCAUUUCUUUCAAUUCAAACUCGAAUGUUUCGAAUUCAAAUUCGACCAAUUCGAAUUCAAUGCAAUCAAUUCAAGAUCCACGUACACCUUUAUCAGCUUCAUUCAAUUUAAUGAAACUUCAUUCAACAACUUCAACUCCAACGCCAACUCCAACUCCUACUUUAGGUACAAUCUUAAGUCCAACAGGUGAGAAUAUAACUUUGACAAUUACUUUACCACCAUCACCACAAUCGAAUCCUAUUCAAACUCAAACUCAAACUUCAAGAUUAUCACCUUCUUCACCAAGUUCAACAACAGCAACAUAUUCACCAACAUCUACUCGAUCCAAUUCUGUUAUUUCAUCACCAAAUUCUGAAAAUACCAUAACGGUUCAAACUCCUAUUUCCGAAAAUGGUCUUGAAAAUCAAUCCAACAUACCUGGUGCUCCUAUACAACCCAGAAGACCGAUACCUUUGAAUUUACCAUUGAGACCUAUACAUUUAGCGAGAAGUUUGAGUGAUGAUGCUUCUGGAGAAAAGAUGAUUAAACGUCAGAGAACACCGGGUGGGUUGGCGGUAAGAGGUUUGGGAGGGGAUUUGAGAAGUCCUUUUGAACAUAAACCAGUUACUUUUGUUCAGAAGAUGGGUCAAUGA